Ixodes scapularis (black-legged tick) is the source of this 981-nucleotide messenger RNA. RefSeq names its product cytochrome P450 2U1. Lineage: Eukaryota; Metazoa; Arthropoda; Arachnida; Ixodida; Ixodidae. The record is from RefSeq and is a predicted model, not a curated record. Gene Ontology annotation, molecular function: oxidoreductase activity, acting on paired donors, with incorporation or reduction of molecular oxygen; iron ion binding; heme binding. The coding region runs from base 1 to 981 and encodes 326 amino acids. The transcript is spliced from 5 exons.
AUGUCCAAUAUCUACACGAAACUGCUCUUUGGUGUACGCCACCCACACGAUCAUGCAACGCGGGCCAAACUGGACGAAUGCUUUCUGAACGCCGAUGCUGCCCUCACCAGAGGAUCUGUUACUGUGUUUCUGCCUCUGUGGCUCUAUGCAAUGGCAGGAGCUGUUUCCUUCACUAGAAUUGGGGCUUUCAUGAGCGCCUUCCGUGGACUCAUAAACUUUUUAGCUCCUCAAAUUGCAACGCACCAAAUGGCCAAGAAACCGAAUUUCGGAAGUGACUUCAUCGAUGCUUACUUGAGGCAUGCAUUUCUUUCUCGAGACGAUCCGAAGAGUAAUAUCAAAUUGCGAUACCUUCCGGGCAAUAUUCUGAGCUUCUGGGUGGCCGGAACGAACGCCAUUAAUCGCAGCGUCAUCUGGCACAUGCUGAAUUGUGCUGACAAGCCGGGCACAGUGCAGAAGGCAAUUCAAGACGAGAUUGACGAAGUCGUCGGACGUGAACGCCAACCGGCAUGGAACGACCGCUACAGAAUGGUUUACACGAUGGCCGCGAUCUGGGAGAUGCUGCGGUGGAGGCCAAUAUCUCCGAUGGGGCUGCCAAGAGGGACCAGUGAGGACGUUAUCAUCGGAGGCCUCACAAUUCCUGAAGGCACAAUUGUCAUGGCGAAUUUGUGGGCUGUCAACAUGGAUUCAUCCCUUUGGGUCCACCCGGAGAAGUUUGACCCGUACAGGUUCAUAGAAGAAGGCCGUGCGAAGCUGAAACCAAAACCAGAAUAUUUUAUACCAUUUUCUCUCGGCAAACGAAUGUGCCCUGCUGAAGCCGUGUCGCCAGUGGAAGUUUUCUUGUACCUCACCGGUAUCCUGCAGCAGUUUACUGUACUUCCUGAAGAAGGAGCAGCUAUUGAUUUGUCCAUGGACUGCGUUACAUUCAAUUUAGCAAAGCCGCAAAAGCUACGCUUUCUUCCCCGUGAACAGGUUAAUUACUAG